CGCACAUAGUGUCAGAAGAGGCCCAGCAGAGCUGCAUUAAGUGGACCUGUGUGUGUGUGUGUGUGUGUGUGUGUGUGUGUGUGUGUGUGUGUGUGUGUGUGUGUGUGUGUGUGUGUGUGUACUCCACCACGGAGUAUGAAGUGAUCCAUGCCCCCACUGAGGAUAUUUCUGAUGCCACCCACAUUGAGCUUCUGUCUGAGUUAGACUUGAGGCAAACGGAGAGUCCUACAACCGUCAGCUGUACGUCAAAAGGAGUCUCACUGGAGGUAACAGAUCCUGGAGUAACAGGGAACGGGAUGUAACACCUCAGGCCAGAGCUGAGCCUUAAAGCAGCGAUGGGUUAAAAUCCGUCAGCCAUGGUGGUGACACAUCUGGCGCUGGAGCUUCAAUUCCAGGGGAAGAAGCUGAGGGGCUUCACCUGCAAGCUAACUCGCUCAGCCCACAGCCUCCUUCCAGAAAACUCACGGAGCGUUGUGAGACAGGUCCUGCUCCCUUACCUGGUGUCUGGGCUGGGAAUGGUGGCAGCCGGGAUGGUCAUGGACGUAGUGCAACACUGGGAGGUGUUCCAAGAGAUCUCUGAGGUGUUUAUCUUGGUGCCAGCUCUGGUGGGGCUGAAGGGAAAUCUAGAGAUGACUCUGGCAUCCAGGCUGUCAACAGCAGCCAACACUGGGCAGAUGGACGAGGCCCGGCAGCGGUGGAGGUUGGUGUGCUGUAACAUGGCCCUCAUUCAGGUUCAGGCCACAGUUGUGGGCUUCCUGGCAGCCAUUGCUGCUGUGGUCCUCGGUUGUCUGACCAGAGAGAGAGUGGAUGGUGUCCAGGCUGCCAUCCUGUGUGCCAGCAGCAUCACCACUGCCUUCAUCGCCGCGCUCGCUCUAGGGCUGGUGGUGGUAGCGGUGAUUAUUGCCUCCAGAAAGGUGGGCGUCAACCCGGAUAACGUGGCGACGCCCAUCGCUGCUAGCCUCGGUGACCUCAUCACCCUGUCCCUGCUGGCUGGUGUCAGCAGCUUCUUCUUCGCUUACAGAGACACGUGGUACCUGCCCUCCGCUGUGUGUGGCUUCUUCCUACUCCUCAUCCCUGUGUGGGUUUGCAUUGCAAGACGCAGUCCACCAAUCAGAGAGGUCCUAAAGUCAGGCUGGCAGCCAGUUAUUUUGGCCAUGUCUAUCAGCAGUAUUGGUGGUCUGAUUCUGGAUAAAACUGUGAGCAAUCCCAACUUUGAAGGCAUGGCUGUGUUCACUCCCAUCAUCAACGGUGUUGGAGGAAAUCUCGUGGCCAUCCAGGCGAGCAGGAUGUCUACGUUCCUCCAUUACUGGAGCGUUCCUGGAGCUCUUCCACUGAAAAUGAGUGCCGACUGCCCAGGACCUUGUGCCACCUUCUUCUCCUCAGAUGUGAACUCCAUAUCAGCCAGGGUCCUGCUCACCCUGGUGGUCCCGGGUCACCUCCUCUUCCUCUACACUGUCCAGCUGCUACAGGGAGGCCAUACCCCCAUGACAGCUUCGUUCAUCAUCUGCUACCUAAGUGCAGCUCUGCUUCAGGUGGUGAUCCUGCUCUACUCGGCCGCCCUGAUGGUCCGCUGGCUGUGGAGGAGGAGCCUGGAUCCAGACAACUACUCCAUCCCCUACCUCACAGCUCUGGGGGACCUGCUGGGGACCGCUUUCUUGGCGCUGACCUUCAGAUUCCUCACCGAGGGCAGCUCUAGUGGCACUGGACUCUGAAACAUUUAGUAGGCAGUCACUCUGCUCCGGUGCCUCCUGUUGGGCCGCAGCACACCGCUGAGCUUAAGACAAUGAAAGACGAGUGGUUCCUUUUGUCAGCUUACGUCUCAUUUAGGAGAGGAUUAGAGAUGGGACAAUUUGACUAUGAAUCGGAACGUAAUUGUACCACAACCAUGCUUCAAAGGUUCUUGUAGAGUGUCCAUUUCUAUCACUUAAUGAGGAAUUUAAAGAACAAGAACAGCUCAAGUGUAAUCCCAUAGCCGCUCUUCUUGUCCGUCUACUGCACAUAAUAUGUCGUCUACUUAAAUUAGGCACGGUGGUAUCAUUCUAUGACGCUGCUUCUCAUUAGCAGAACUUGGCUAAAUCCAUUAUGGACGGUGCUAAAUACUAAAAUCUUGACAAAAGCUGCCCCAGGGGAGGCGAGAUAAAUCCUGGUGCCCGGUGGUUUAGGGGUGAGAUUUCAACGCGUUGGGAGAACUCAAAGCCUGAACCUCAACCUGACGGAGACUCUGCCAGCAGCCCAAGAUUAAUGAAUACCAACAGAACCGAGGGACCGCAGCUGAAAGGACGCGGGCCGUUUGAGCUCACAGAGUCGGCACGGGCUGCGCUGAGCAGGUGUACCACACAGACGCAGGAACACCUGAGGCUGAGGCAACUGAGAGCUGGGAACUUCAUGUUCUGACCCGGAGGGGUGUAUAGAAAACAACAUUUAGAUAAAAAAAGUCAACGUUGAAAAAGGCUGACGUAUAUUUACAAUGAAGGUGUUUUAGCGUAGAGAAGAAGCGAGCAAGCUAAAAUAGAUGAGACCCUAUGUUUGCUACCCUGUGUGUGAAGCUGUAGGCUAACAACAGCACAAAGACCAAUAUUCAGCAUUUUGUUUCAGUAGGGGGGAAUUCUCCAGUAAAGGUAGCCCAUAUUAGAGCACAAAUCAGGCCUGUCCAGCAGAGACAAAGGUGGUCAUAUGAAAAGAGACAUGAAUUGUAAACAUCUUUUGCACUUUGGUCCUCGGUCAAUAUUUGUGCGCCGUUCACAAUGAGCUCCGAACGGACCGCUCUGCAGAAACUACCGGUGCGUCCGUAUGCCUGUUGUUAAUGUUAGAUGGCAGAGGCUUUUGUUUUGGCCAAAAACACAUAACUGGGUGUGCAUUAAAUCAGAUGCUGUAAAAGUCUGGACGGACCUGUUCCGUGUUUAUCUUAGCUAGAUCCGGGCCUCGGUCUGAGUCCAGUCUCUGGUAUCAAACUCGUCUGAGUGUUAGUACGUCUUCCAGCUGACAAACAACUGUGUUUGGGAUCCGAUGUUUUGUUUUUAGUGUGGAGCUUUUCGGAUUUCUUUGAAAAUGGCAAUAACUGGUUGUGAUUUGUUCAGUUGAAUAAAACAUGUAAGGUAAAGACACCAUCUUGUUGAGAUGCAUUUAUUCGAAAGACGUGGAAGAACUUACACCUAGUUUGGUUUGGCUUUUUUAGAGCUAGAAAUAAUAAAUAAAAAUAAUAGUUACACAAAAUUUUUUUUUUUUCCUACAGUAAAAA
Messenger RNA from Fundulus heteroclitus (mummichog), 3238 nucleotides. RefSeq names its product solute carrier family 41 member 3. NCBI's taxonomy places the organism in Eukaryota, Metazoa, Chordata, Actinopteri, Cyprinodontiformes, Fundulidae. Gene Ontology annotation, molecular function: monoatomic cation transmembrane transporter activity. Gene Ontology annotation, cellular component: plasma membrane. The record is from RefSeq and is a predicted model, not a curated record. Gene Ontology annotation, biological process: monoatomic cation transport. Bases 357 to 1712 code for a protein of 451 amino acids. The transcript has 10 exons.